AUGUCAUUAACAUUAAGUGAUUUGAUCAAUCAAUCAUUAGAUAAAAUUAGAAAGGCAAUUACAAAAAAAUAAUUUCAAUUAUAACAAUUAAUUGAAGAAACUCAAUGUAAUUAUAUUUAAUAUAAAAAAAGAGAUUUAAGAUUAUAAUGAUGCAAAUCACUUAAUAAAGAUUUAUUAAUAGUGCAUUGAAUCAAAAUAGAUUAAAUUAAUUGAACUGGCUUUAUUUGAUAUCAAAGUAAAGUCUAUGAGAAAUAUUAUAGAAUAUAAUAGAUUUAGGUUUUUUGGCUGGAGAGAUAAUAAUAGGAGAAAAAAGAGCAAUAGAAAUAACUUUAGAGUUAGUAUUGUAAACUCAAGUAGAGAAAGAAGAGACAAUUUAAAUAUAUAUGAUAAAAGCAAUAUAAGCUAUAAUGACUAAUAGAAAGCAUCAUAUUUAUGGAGAAGCUGUAACAAGAGUAUUUUCGCUAUUAAUAAAUAUACAUUCAGGUAUAUAAUAUUGAAUUAUAUAAGUUUCUAAAAAUGUUGCAAUUAUAAAUAUAAGUAAAGAAGCUUGUUUAAAGAUUGUUGAUACUUAUUUUAUAAGACUGGAAGAUUAUGGUAUUCUUUCAGAAGAUGAAUAUUAAUAAGCAAUUUAACAAUAAUGUAAUUAGAAAUUAUUAGUUUAUGGAAAAUGUAAAGCACAAAUAAAGGCUGAAUAAUAUAUGAAAUCUUUGAUGGUAACUUUAGUUGAUGAAGUUAUAAUAUAUAGUGAAAGAAGAUCAAUUUAUGAGAAAUAAUUAGAUGAAUAAAAUAAAAUGAAAGUUAUUGAUUUAAAUUUACAAGAACCUAAUCUAAGAAAUGUAACCAUUAAUAAAAAUUAAAUAUAAAUAAAUUCAAUCAAUGAAGUUGGUAUUAAAAAUGGUAAGUUUGGUUGGUGUAUAAUUUGUAGAAAAUAAGCAUUCUAAUAUUGUAAAGAUACUAAAGUACCAAUCUGUAGUAAAGAAUGCAAAUUUAUACAUUUAAACUAGAUGCAUAAUUUUACCUUAUCAUAUUAACAUUCUACUUAGAGUGAAUAAUAUUUAAAAGAUGCUUAUGAAAUUUUAGAAAUGUUUUGUUAAUUAAGCUAAAGAGAUCCUUAAAAUCCAUAAUUAGCUUAAAUGAUCAUUAAAUGUAAAGUCUUAUCUUUAGAAUUAAUAUAUGAAGCUUUGGCCUAAAGCGAUUUAAUAUUAUAAAAUAAGCCUAAAUUAAUAUCAAUAUUGAAAGAGUAGUUAUUAGAAUCAUUGCUUAAGAAUUCUCUAUCAACUGAAAAACAACUAUUAGUUAUAACUUUAAAUAUUUUCAUUUAAUUGAUUUGGAAAGUAAGGAGUAAUAUGAAAAAAGAAUUAGAAGCUUUAAUAGAAAAUGUUUAUUUCAAAUUUUUGGAAAGUAGUAAUAGUUCUUUUGAUCAUAAAUAAUAUACUUUAAAAGUUUUUAAUAAAAUACUUACUCGUCCAAAGGCAGUUAUGGAAAUAUUUGUAAAUUAUGAUUGUUCAGUAGGAUAGAAUAAUUUACUUAAAAAAAUUCUGGAUAUGCAAUGUCGUAUAAUUUAAGGGAGAUUUAGUAAAUUAGAAUUUCAAGCUUCAAUAUCAAACAAUCAAGAAAUUUAUCUUAAAUCUUUAUGUUUAGAUAAUUAUUGUGGAUAUGUUAGAAGUUUAAAAGAAUAUUGUGAAUAAUACGAAGAUUCAUAAAAUGUAGUUUAAAUUUAAUCAUUUGAUGAACAUGAGGAAGCUAUCAUCUCAUAGUAAUAAUUAUCAUAAGAUCCUAUUGAAAAAUAGAAAUAAAUGAAAUUAGAAAUGAAUAAGGCUGUUUAAAAAUUUAAUUUUAAACCUGAACAUUGUAUAAAACAUUUGAUUGCUUGUUAAUACAUGGAAAAUAGAGAUUGCAAAUUAUUUGCUUAAUUUCUUUGGGAUAAUAGAGAUUUAAAUAAAGAUAAAUUAGGAGAAUUAUUUGGUAGUUCAAAUGAAUUUGAUUAGAAAGUAUUUUCAUUAUAUGUGGAUUUGAUGAAUUUUAAAGGGUUAUAAGUAGAUGAAGGUUUAAGAUAUAUGUUGGAAUUCUUUACUUUACCAGGAGAAUCAUAAUAAAUAGAUAGAAUUAUGGAAAAGUUUGCUUCAAAAUAUUGUGAAGAUAAUCCUGGAAUUUAUUAAUCAGCAUAAGCUGCAUAUACACUUUCUUAUUUAUUAAUGAUGUUAUAGACUGAUCUACAUAAUGAAAAAAACUUAGAUAAAAUGACAUUAGGUUAAUUCAUAAAUUUAGCAAGAGGAAUAAAUGAUGGAGAGAAUCUACCUUAAGAAAUGUUAUAAGGAUUUUAUACAAGAAUUUAAAAAACACCUUUAGCUUUACAUGCAAAAGAAUAAGCAAAAAGAGCAUUAGAAUAAGCAAAUUAAGUAGAUUAAAGAAAGAAACAUUUUAUAUUAGCUAGAGAAGCAGAAGAUUCAUUAAAAAAAUGGUUUAAAGAACAUCCUAAUUAAGAUGCAUUUUAUUAUGUUAAUACUAUUGAACAUAUGAAAUCUUUAUUAUAAUAAACAUGGAGUGUAAUAUUUGCAUCUAUAAGUGUAUUCUUAGAAUAAAGUGAUGAUUAAUAAUAAAUAUUAUUAUGCUUUGAAACAAUUUAAGCAUUUAUUUAAUUAAUGGGCAGAUUUGAUUUAGAUGAAGAAAAAGACACAUUUAUAAGUUUUUUAUAUCGUUAUUGUACAAAUAUACCGAGUACUUACAAAUAAAUAUUGGGAGUACAAACUUUGAUAAAAGUUAGUUUAUAAUCUGGAUAAUUUUUACGUAAAAGUUGGAAAGUAGUAUUGUAAUUAAUAUCAAGAUUAGAAUUAUUACAUUAAGUAGUAAAGAAAAUAAAAGUAGAUAGUCCUUAUAAAGAAAGUUAUAAUCAAGAAGAUAUAAUUAAUAUUGAGAGAUUAUUUUAGUAAAUAUAAUAUGAAUAGAUUGAUAAAAUAUUUAAUAGUUCAAUAAACUUGGAUUCAAAUUCUAUUUUAGAAUUUAUAAGUGCUUUAUGUGAGCUUUCUAAAGAGGAAAUUAAAUAUAAUAGAAUAUUUUUAUUGAGUAGAGUAUUAGAAGUAGCAGAUUUUAAUAUGAAUAGAAUUAAAAUUAUAUGGUCUAGAAUGUGGGAAAUAAUGAGAGAACAUUUUCUAGAAGUUGGAUGCUAAAAAAAUGUAGAUAUUGCUAUUUAUGCUAUUGAUUAAUUAAAGUAAUUGAGUUGUAAAUUCUUAGAGUAACCAGAAUUGGCAAAUUAUCAUUUUUAAAAAGAAUUUUUAUUGCCUUUUGAAUAGAUAUUUAGUCAUACUUAAGCUUAAUAAUAAUAAAAAGUAUAAUUGAGAGAAUAUAUAUUAUCUUGUAUGUGUAUGAUAACAAAUGUUUGUUUCAACUCAAUAAAAAGUGGUUGGAAGAUUAUUUUGAAUAUUGUAAAUUAAGUACUUUAGGAUGAUUAAUAAUAAUUGGCAAGAUUUUGUGUAUAAAUUACAGAUAAAAUUAUGUAAGAUAUUAAUAACUAAUAAAUUUAUUCAGAAAUUUAUAUUGAGCUGAUUUAAGCAUUAAUUAAAUAAACGAAGAAUAAAGAAAUAACUAUUGUAUUGAAUUCAAUUUAAUAAUUAAAAAUUUUAGUUGAUCACAUAGUAUUGAUUAAAAGAAAUGAUAAUAAAUAUUUAGAUUAAUUAUGGAUUCCUGUUUUAUCAUCUCUCUCUGUCUUAUAUAGUGAUGAAAGAGUAUCAGUUUAAUAAAAAAGUGUUAAUACUUUAUUUGAAUUAUUAAAAAUACAUGGGGAAUAAUAAUCAAUUGAAUUUUGGAAAAUGAUUUUAAGAGGUGUUAUAAAACCAUUAUUUGAUGAAAUUCAGUUUUCUAAAUUAUAAUUUACUAAAUAAUCUUAAACAAAAUAAUAGAUUAUUUCAAAUUGUUAAUUGACUUUUAAUUUAUUUACAGAUUUGAUGAUUUUAUAUUUUUAAUAAAUGUAACCUUGCUUAAAUGAUUUAUUUGAAAUCUAUAUUUAACUAGUGUUAUAAACUUAAGAUGUAAUUAUUAUUUAUUUAUAUUAAGUUUCUUUCAACAUUAUGUCUUGAUUCUCUUAAAAUCAUUGUUUAAUAAGGUGGUUAAUUCUUUACACAAGAAAAUUGGACUGUUAUGAUUGAAUAAAUAUAACAUUUAUUGUAAAAAUGUUCUCCAAAUGAAUUAUUUGAGGCUUAUAAUUUAGAUGAGGAUUUCUAAAAACCAUUAGAAUAACUCUUAAAAGAAGAUAUAAGACCAAAAAAGUUUAGUUUUAAAAUUAAUGCUCAUGAAUGCACUUCAAAACAGAUUAUUCAAUAAAAAUGUUUAGAAAUUCUUGAAGAGUAUAUUAUUAAAUUUAAAAAUACAAUAUCAUAAUAAAAUAAAGCAUAAAUUUUAAUAAUAUUUAAUGAAUAAUAUUAAAAAUGUAAAAAGUUUAACACACAUUUAUAUAUGAGAUAUUAUUUAGAAUAAUGGGCAAUGGACUACGACAAAAAUAAAAAUGGACUAGAAGAAUUCAAUGAAUUACAAAAUAAUUAAAAUAAAAAUGGUUAAUUAAGUUUUAUUAAUUAAGAAUUUAUUACAGCAAAACUCAUUAUUUUGUUAACAUCAAAACCCUUAGAAUUUAUUGAAUAAUUAAUUUCGAGAUUCACUGAUGCAUAUAAUGGAUUAUCAUAACCUAUACAUAAUUUAUAAACUUUAAAUGGUUAUUUAGAGUAACUCAGACUUUCAGAAUCUAAAAUUAUAAUAAGUAAGUCUUAAAUUCUAUUUAUGGAAUAAGUAUUUCCAAUUUUAAAGAUAAAUUUACAAUAAAAAAUUGUUGGUAAAUGGUUAAUUUAAUUAUUAAAAUUGGGAUUAAAUGCAUAAAAUGUAGAAAAUAGAGAGUAUAAUAUAGUUUUAGUAAAUUUAUUAGAAGAGAUUAUAAAUAGUGAGAAUAAUGUAUAUUGA
This is a messenger RNA of Paramecium sonneborni, 4944 nucleotides long. The record is from the annotation of a GenBank genome assembly. NCBI's taxonomy places the organism in Eukaryota, Ciliophora, Oligohymenophorea, Peniculida, Parameciidae.